AUGGAAUACAUGAUGGACAAGUUCUCCGCAAAGAGCCCGGCUCUGAAGGGUGUGCAGUACUACAUGGGCUCCAGUGGCACUCCGGACCCAGUCAUGGAGAACCUGGACGGCGUGCAGUACUUCAGCAAGGGCUCGGCCAAAAUACAUAUACACAUAAUAACUGUGUUCAUCUUUAACUUUUUCCCCAUUUCUGUUUCUACAGGAGGGGAUACUUUUACUCCGUCAGACUCUGAAGGAAACCCUCUGCACACAGAUGUUGGGGGAUCCAUGGAGAAUUGCUGCAGUCUGAGAGUUUCUCCAGUGACCACAGGCCUGGAGAAGACAGAGCUGGACAACAUGGGUGAAAAGGGUGACAGCAACGUGUCCAGCAGCAAAAAGAGACGUCACCGGACGACCUUUACAAGCAUACAGCUGGAGGAGCUGGAGAAAGUGUUCCAAAAAACUCACUAUCCAGAUGUGUAUGUGAGGGAACAGCUGGCGAUGAGGACGGAACUUACAGAGGCGAGAGUACAGGUGUGGUUUCAAAACCGACGGGCCAAAUGGAGAAAGAGGGAGAGAUACGCUCAGAUCCAGCAGACAAAGAAUCACUUGACAGCCGCCUACGAUGUGUCAAUGUUGCCCAGAGCAGACAAUUACUCACAGAUUCCCAACAACCUGUGGGCGGGCCCGGCAGCCAGCGGCUCGGUCGUCCCCCCUUGCAUGAUCGCUCGGGGUUCGCCUCCCUGCUUGACCUCAUACCCGCACUCCCCCCACGGCGAGCAUGGCUAUGUGGCUUUCCCCAACCAGCAGAACCAGUUCAGCCACGUCUCCCUGAACAAUUUCUUCGCGGAGCCCCUUUUGAGCCCCACAGCCAACGGACACGCUUUUGAGAGCAAACCCGAGUUUGAGCGCCGCUCCUCCAGCAUCGCAGUGCUGCGCAUGAAAGCCAAAGAGCACACAGCCAACAUCUCGUGGACCAUGUGA
Molecule: messenger RNA, 963 nt
Organism: Scleropages formosus (Asian bonytongue)
Lineage: Eukaryota; Metazoa; Chordata; Actinopteri; Osteoglossiformes; Osteoglossidae
Product: ALX homeobox protein 1-like
Exons: 4
Coding region: 1-963 (320 amino acids)
Biological process (GO): positive regulation of transcription by RNA polymerase II; embryonic skeletal system morphogenesis; negative regulation of DNA-templated transcription
Molecular function (GO): RNA polymerase II transcription regulatory region sequence-specific DNA binding; DNA-binding transcription activator activity, RNA polymerase II-specific
Source: RefSeq, a predicted model, not a curated record